UUUUUUUUAAAUCUCGACUGGCAAAGCAAUAACGUAAACUCAUGGAGUCAUUAAAGGAUGUAUUUAAUGGCACCAAUAGAAUUGAUAUCAAUUAUAUUCAAUACUCGAUCUAUUUUCCACUAAAAGAUACCAACGAUGCAACAACAACAACAUUGCAUAAAUUGAAAGCUUUGAUCGACUCUCAGAUCAUUCAACCUCUUACUACUGGUCAUAUAUGGCAAAAGGAUGGAUUCAACUUACGUAUAGUUCGCAAUGAUAAAAAAGAUCCUGAUUAUCCUUUCCUGUUCGGUAUCACGCGAUUUGGUGAUUGUAUGAAUGAUGAAUGGUUUAUCAUUUACUUACUCUAUGAAAUAUCCAAAUCCUUUCAAGAUGCUAUUAUAGCUGUUUCUGACAACGAUGGUGAAGUAUUAUUGAUCGAAGCAGCUCAAGCUUUACCACCAUGGUUAGAUCCAAGUAAUAGUGACAAUAGGAUCUACAUUUAUCAAGGACAACUACAUAUCAUUCCAUUACCAACAUCACCUGCUGAUAUUUAUUCAUUUAUGACGGCCGAUGGCACUGCUGCUAGCAAGAAUGUAUUGACUAAAAAGGACGCAAUUGAUAUUUUAAGACGACAAACUCCAAUAACCACAGCAACUGAUGAUAUCCGGCACAUCAUCUUGGAUCGAAUACAGAAAUACCAAUCAUCCAACAAAGUCAAUAUUAGUAACUCAAUAGUACAACAACAACGUCAUGAAAUACAUCGAGCACGUACCAUUCUGACCAACCCACAAGCAGUCUUUGUCUUAUUAUCAGCCCCUCAACUCUUACCGUUAGCGGUGGAAGCUUUUUAUUUACGUGAUCCAUCCUCUCUCAAGGCAUGCUCUUCCAUGCGUCAAUUUUCACCCAUUAAAUCGUACUCAAAGAAUCUUAUUUUACCUUGGACUCGAACAACUUAUGCACAAACUAUUCACCAAUCAUUUUAUGCACCAAAACCAUUCCACUUACCUCCAAAACAACACAAAGAUUUUGAUGCGGCAGAACUAGGAAUGAAAUUGAUGUGUGGAUUAGAGAUGCUAUAUGCCAAGGAUACUGGGACGGAAGAAUGGACCGACACUGAUGAUGUGGAUCAAUACGAUAUGUUGGAAUUACCUCCAACCGUUCUUGAUGGCAUGACACCCAAGCAAAAAAUCGAUACUUUAUUACAACUCUAUUCACCAGAAGCUUUGGAUCAACUAAUAACAGAGAAGCAAGAAUCAGUAGAAGAUGAUCUGGCCUGGUUACAUGUUUAUCCUGACGAAUUGGAGGCAAUGCUUGCACGAAAAGCAGAUGGUGAUGAUACCUUGGCGAAUACAGAAAACGUGGAUAUCCCGGUUAAUUUGGAAGAAAUGAUGGCCAAGUUUGAACAUUUUUUGGAAAACAGUCAAAGUGGUGUUGCUGGUGUUCAUUUACCUGGAGAAGAAGAUAGUGAUGAAGAUGAUGAAGAUGACGAUGAUGAUGACAGCUAUAGAAAAGAUGAUAUAGAAGAGGACAUGGACAAGCAAAUCUCAUUUGAUUUUAAAUCUUUUAUGGAUAUAUUAAAUCAAGGUCAACAAGAACUUUCUUCAAGUAAGGAUAUGCAAGAUGUUCAGUCAGAAUUCCAAACAAUGAUGCAUGAAAUGGAUCAGGAAAUCGGGGAACAUGAGAAGAUUGCUGGAUCUUUUGUUAGAAACCCUAGUUUGGUCGAUCAAGAAGAACAAGAAAAUCAAGAAGAAGAAGACGAAGAUGCUCCUGUGGACAUUCAAUUGAAUCUUCUUCAAAAUGUAUUGGAAAGCUUCAAGGGUCAACAGGGUCUACCAGGUCCAGCGGGAAAUCUCUUACGACAAUUUAAUAUAGCUUUACCAGUAGAUAGAAAUGAUGACAGUGAUGAUGAAAUGAAAUAAAAGUUGAUGGACCGUUUUGAAUCCCGACUCAACACUCCAAACUUU
This is a messenger RNA of Halteromyces radiatus, 1943 nucleotides long. Its product is annotated as SGT1 protein-domain-containing protein. Gene Ontology annotation, cellular component: nucleus. The record is from RefSeq and is a predicted model, not a curated record. The transcript has 4 exons. NCBI's taxonomy places the organism in Eukaryota, Fungi, Mucoromycota, Mucoromycetes, Mucorales, Cunninghamellaceae. The annotation marks the transcript as partial.